Messenger RNA from Perognathus longimembris pacificus (Pacific pocket mouse), 3416 nucleotides. It is a transcript of the gene Gk, whose product is annotated as glycerol kinase. Bases 136 to 1899 code for a protein of 587 amino acids. Gene Ontology annotation, biological process: glycerol-3-phosphate biosynthetic process; glycerol metabolic process; triglyceride metabolic process. Gene Ontology annotation, molecular function: glycerol kinase activity. NCBI's taxonomy places the organism in Eukaryota, Metazoa, Chordata, Mammalia, Rodentia, Heteromyidae. The transcript is spliced from 22 exons. Gene Ontology annotation, cellular component: mitochondrion. The record is from RefSeq and is a predicted model, not a curated record.
GCUGCCUGAAACGCGGUCUGAGCCUUCAGCAGACCCGCGGCAGCUUCGCCCUCGUGUUUGACUGCUUGCUGUUCCCCGUCGGCCACGGUCACCCAGGAGACCGGCCAAAUUGUACAUCGACCUGAAGGUGGUUUCAUGGCAGCCACGAAGAAAGCAGUUUUGGGGCCGUUGGUGGGGGCAGUGGACCAGGGUACCAGCUCGACACGUUUUUUGGUUUUUAAUUCAAAAACAGCUGAACUUCUAAGUCAUCAUCAAGUGGAAAUAAAACAGGAAUUCCCAAGAGAAGGAUGGGUAGAACAAGACCCAAAGGAAAUUCUUCAAUCUGUCUAUGAGUGUAUAGAGAAAACAUGCGAGAAACUUGGACAGCUCAAUAUCGAUAUUUCCAACAUAAAAGCUAUUGGUGUUAGCAACCAGAGGGAAACCACCGUGGUCUGGGACAAGUUAACUGGAGAGCCUCUCUACAAUGCUGUGGCUGCUCCAGUUUCUCCUGGCUCUUCAGUUCCAGUUGCCGUUGUUCCCUCUGGCUCUUCAGUUCCAGCUGCUGGUACUUCCUCAGUGUGGCUUGAUCUAAGAACCCAGUCUACUGUUGAGAAUCUUAGUAAAAGAAUUCCAGGAAAUAAUAACUUUGUCAAGUCCAAGACAGGACUUCCACUCAGCACUUACUUCAGUGCAGUGAAACUUCGUUGGCUCCUUGACAAUGUGAAAAAUGUUCAAAAGGCUGUUGAAGAAAAUAGAGCUCUUUUUGGGACCAUUGAUUCAUGGCUUAUUUGGAGUCUGACAGGAGGAGUCAAUGGAGGCGUCCACUGUACUGAUGUAACGAAUGCAAGUAGGACAAUGCUUUUCAACAUCCAUUCUUUGGAAUGGGAUAAAGAGCUUUGCGAAUUUUUUGGAAUUCCAAUGGAAAUUCUUCCCAAUGUCCGGAGUUCUUCUGAGAUCUAUGGCUUAAUGAAAAUCUCUCAUAGCCUGAAAGCUGGGGCCUUGGAAGGUGUGCCAAUAUCUGGGUGUUUGGGAGACCAAUCUGCUGCUUUGGUAGGACAAAUGUGCUUCCAGGAUGGGCAGGCCAAAAACACGUAUGGAACAGGAUGUUUCUUGUUAUGUAACACAGGCCAUAAGUGUGUAUUUUCUGAGCACGGCCUUCUGACCACUGUGGCUUACAAACUUGGCAGGGACAAACCAGUUUAUUAUGCACUGGAAGGUUCUGUAGCUAUCGCUGGUGCUGUUAUUCGCUGGUUAAGAGACAAUCUUGGAAUCAUUAAGAGCUCAGAGGAAAUUGAAAAACUUGCUAAAGAAGUUGGUACUUCUUAUGGCUGCUACUUUGUCCCAGCAUUUUCAGGAUUAUAUGCACCUUACUGGGAACCCAGUGCAAGAGGGAUAAUCUGUGGACUCACCCAGUUCACCAAUAAAUGUCACAUUGCUUUUGCUGCCUUAGAAGCUGUUUGUUUUCAAACCCGAGAGAUUUUGGAUGCCAUGAAUCGUGACUGUGGAAUUCCACUGAGUCAUCUGCAGGUAGACGGAGGCAUGACCAGCAACAAAAUUCUUAUGCAGCUACAGGCAGAUAUUCUGUAUAUUCCAGUAGUGAAGCCCUCUAUGCCUGAAACAACUGCUCUGGGAGCCGCCAUGGCAGCCGGGGCUGCAGAAGGAGUUGGCGUUUGGAGUCUCGAACCUGAGGAUUUGUCAGCUGUCACGAUGGAGCGGUUUGAACCACAGAUCAAUGCGGAGGAAAGUGAAAUUCGUUACUCUACAUGGAAGAAAGCUGUGAUGAAGUCAAUCGGCUGGGUUACAACUCAAUCACCAGAAAGUGGUGACCCUAGUAUCUUCUGUAGUCUACCCCUGGGCUUUUUUAUAGUGAGUAGCAUGGUAAUGUUAAUCGGAGCAAGGUACAUCUCAGGUAUCCCAUAAAUAAGGCCAUCUCCUGUAUUCCCAAGAUGGAAGCUUUUUACCUAAUGAGAGAACCCAACAAUUCUGUCUCUUGAUAUGAUGACACUAUUUACAGACUCUGAUUUUAUUUAUAAGCCACUUGCUGCAUGAUUCUCCAAGUAGACCUGUGGCUUGAAAUAAAAUGCAGCAGAACAAAUGCCACAGAAACAUUCAGUGUGUUUUUUAACAUUGACAACGAAGUUGGACCAGCCAUCUUUGCGGCUGACUCCUCCAUGGUAAUAAUGUCCUAUUCUACUCCCUGUAAGAUCAAGGAAGAAUUCAUAUCCUGUCCAUUGGAAUCUUUCGUCAAACGUGUUCAGAUGCUAAGGGACGAGGAUUUGAUUCUCUGCACUACACAUGCCUGAUGAAGGGAUUGUUACUAAUCUGCUAGUGAUGAGUUGCUAUUUAUUUGUUUUUAACAGACUCCCGCCCAAAGGCUCUUUUACAUAUUAGAAGAUCAGAACAUCCUCACUAAAUGUUUAGUUGGAAACUUCAAUCAAUUAUUAAGAUGAGAAUUUAGGUCAGGGGCUCUGGUUGCUCACAUCUGUAAUCCCAACAACUCAGGAGUUUGAAAUCUGAGGAUCAAGGUUGGAAAUCAGUGGUCGCUGACAAAUCCAAAAUCAGUGACACUCUUAUCUCCAAUUAACCAGAAAAAAGCUGGGAGUGGAAGUGUGGCUUAAAGAGGCCAGAGCACCAGUCUUGGGUGAAAAAGCCAGGUGAGAAUGAAAGGUCCUUCAUUCAGGCCCUGGUAGCUACGUAAACACACAAAGAUGAUUAGUUAUUAGUCUCAUAGCGUGGAUAUUUUUCUGGAAAAUUGUUUGCCAAAAGUGAAAUUAAUCCUUUAGACAUUUUACAUUGCGCCACUAAUUAUCAUGACUUUCUGUCUGGAUCUUCUAGGGAAGCACAUUUCUUUAUUCUUUUCCAUUUCUCCUUUUUAUAUUUUUACUUGGUAUGUAUAACAUACACAAUUAUAUAUUUUAUAUACUGAGAGUAGCCCAUUUAUAAAUCAAGAGCACAUUGUAUUCAGUAGGUUUUAACAGGGCUGGUCUAAAGUGGACUACUAUGUAUAUAAAUAUUUGGGAGAAAACAGAUGUAUACAUUUUGGGGCAACGGUUGUGCAUAUUAUUAACCAGGAUAAAUUUUUGUUACAAAGCUAACAUUUAAAAUUUACGUAUCUGUUCUAUGUCAAUAAAAGCAAAUGUACAUUAUACUUUUGCUUUUUAUUAAAUUGUCUUAGCUGGUAAUAUGCUUAGGAAGAAAAAUAACUAUGGAAGACUAUAGUCAAUAUUCAAACAUGAGUACUAGUCUAAAUAUAACUUUUCCUUUGAAUUUUUUUCCCUAUUUAAGAUUCCGUAUUUGAGAUAAUUUUGAUGGACUUGGGAAUGUCAAAGUUUAAAAGCUAAGUAGAAAAAAUUAGAAAUAAAGCCAUGAUUAUCUUUCAAGCUAGAUAUUAUUGUUAACAAAUGGUAUUUUUAUCUGAUGCUAAUGUCAUAUUAAAA